AACGGCAGUCUGUCCCCAGACUGGCCACGACACAUCUACGUGGCUGCCCCCGCCCACGAACGUUGAGCACAGAGGUUGGAGGACCUCGCACAGCAACUUGUUCAAUCCGAACACCAGCAAGGCCCCAGUGGUACACAGCAUCACGGUUCGUCUGGCCGUCUUGACCAACGCCGCUCUCAGCAAUGUCAGGCCACCCGUCUUGGCGGCUGCUGCCGGCCUCAGCCCCCGGCAUCCCGACGCUGCUGGUUUCGACUGAUUUCAAGGCCGACUCGUACAGCAUUCAUCUGUCUGACCUCGCCAAUGUAUGGGCCGAGAGCCUUGAUAGGAGACCGAUUAUCAAGCGUGGUAUGAUGGAGGAUACAAGCAUCGACCCGAGUGACGGGCCCGAUCAGAUUCGCAAAAUGCUAGAACUACUCCGGGCCGCGUUUGAUUCCGGCGACUCCGAACACGCCAACACUUCUCUGACGCUCUCACGGGACGAUGAUGAAGACUCCCUCGUCAUCCACGUCACCUGUGUCCUGCCGAAACCCCUCAAGCCCUUCAAGUGGCCAAUGCACCUGAAGAAGUGCCCACAGUCAACUCUCACCUCCGAGCUUGUGCUUCCCAUGAUCCAGGCACAGGAAGCCCGUACGCGUGAGAUCGACCAACUCGUUUCCCUUCUCCGAGAGAAAGACGCCGUCAUCACAAGGCUCGUCGACAAACUUGAAGCUACGGGCACCGGCCUCGAAUAUGUCUUCCACUCGCUGUCCGGAAAGCGCCGAGUGACCAGAGCUGUCGCCGAAGAGAAGGUUAAGGGACUCGCCGCCUUCUCCGAGUCCGAAUUCAGGAGCAAAGCAGCCGAGGUUCGCCCUAUCACACAGGCCUCCGACGUCUCUGCCCUCCUGGGUUCCGUCUUUGGGCCUCCUGGGUUGCAAUACAAGUCGGACCUGGAAAUACAGGCUUCCGCCGGCUUGGAAGACUGGUGGAAAAAACUGAUGAAAGGCAGUAAAGUCAUCCUUUCUCCAGAGCUCCCUGAGAAGCGGAGGCCUCAAAACGAGGUAACAUCUCCAGGGCCCGAAGCUAGCAAAGAAGAAGAUGAUUUCCAAGUGCAGGCCACUCCACCAGGGGUGCGGCCAACGCGACAGCGCGGCAGUCCUGCACCGGCAGUGGAUGACGAUGAGACUUCGGGUGGCGAAGACACAGCGGAGCCAGCACCGCCACCGCUCUCUCCGGCGAAAACCAAGGAGACAGCAUCUAAACUCGGCACUAUUGGUAGAAAUAGAAAGCCAACCUCGUCUCCUCCUCGUCCUCCUUCUCCUCCUCCUCCAGCCACGUCGCACAAGUCAACCAAGACGCAAAUUGCCGCAAGCGACACGCAAUCCGAAACGGCGUCUGAGCCCGAUGAUGUCGACGCAGUCAGUUCACCUCCGCCGUCUCCUCCGAAGGCAUUGCCCAGACGAGGCGGUUUGGGCCGUAUUGGCGGAAAGACGAAUCCGGUGACACAACCCCCCCAACCUACGCGGUCGCCCCCUCCGCGAGAGCCCGUGGAAGACUCGUCGAACCAGCCUUCCAGGAGGCACAAACUGGGUGUGAUUGGGAAGAAGCCGACACACCCAGAGCCACCCGCAACAGGCGGUGAAGACGAGGCCAGAGGCAGGAGCGAGACCCCGGCUUCCGAACCCAAUAAGAAGCAGCGGGAGACGUCACAGGAACGAGCAGACCGCAAACGGGCCGAGCUCCAGAAAGAGAUGGAGAGGCGCGCCGCAGCGGGACCAGCCAAGAAGAAGCGAAAGUUCUAAGUUUGCAACCUCAUGUGGAAGUGACAUUAAUUACUAAGGCACUCUUAAAGUCAAUGUGUUUUCUGGACUAGAUACCUUGCGCUAUCCUGAAAUUUCCGCCAAACUCUCCGGGAUUUGCCUAAUCAUUAACACAGCUUGUUUUCAACAGAAGCGAUAUGCCAUAUGCGCAUGCGGGCAUA
Molecule: messenger RNA, 1957 nt
Organism: Thermothelomyces thermophilus ATCC 42464
Lineage: Eukaryota; Fungi; Ascomycota; Sordariomycetes; Sordariales; Chaetomiaceae
Exons: 3
Coding region: 183-1778 (531 amino acids)
Biological process (GO): double-strand break repair via nonhomologous end joining
Cellular component (GO): DNA ligase IV complex; nucleus
Molecular function (GO): DNA end binding
Source: RefSeq, a predicted model, not a curated record